Ceratosolen solmsi marchali is the source of this 2195-nucleotide messenger RNA. Its product is annotated as spindle assembly checkpoint component MAD1-like. The transcript has 7 exons. Lineage: Eukaryota; Metazoa; Arthropoda; Insecta; Hymenoptera; Agaonidae. The record is from RefSeq and is a predicted model, not a curated record. Bases 94 to 1974 code for a protein of 626 amino acids.
CUAAGCAAUUGAAAACAUAAAAAAGAAGAGAAUCCAUAUAAUUUAUUGUAUAAAUCUAUUUUAUGAACUAAAAAAGUAUAACACUAAUUGACAAUGUCAACUUCAAUAUUAACCGCUGAAUGUCUUGAUAAAUUUGUAACUAUUUCAAAGCCAAAUAUAGUUUCUGAUGAUCAUAUACAAAGCUUAGACCUAGAUAUAAAUGAUUGUUUGCCAAAAUUUAAACUUAAUGAACCUGGUCCUACUGCUCUUGCAAGUAGUGUAUUUCAGCAAAAUAAUAUAGUUCAAGAUGAAUCUGAUCAAUCAUUUGUUGUUUUGGGUAAAACAUCAAUAGAAUCUGUUAGAGAAGCUUCUUUAACAAAAUUUAUAGAAAUACAAAAAACAUGUACUAGCACAGAUAAAAAUUUUUUAAUAUCAUCUAAGAGUCCUUUAGAUAUAGAAGAAAAUUUUAAAAAAGUAUUAAAAGAAAAUAUAAAAUUAAAAGAAAUUGUAAAAGAAAAUAACAAUGCUAUAAAACAACAAUUUAAUGCAAUAACAAUGUGGCAAAAAGAAGUUAUGACAGUUUGUGAUAAUCACAAACAAAAAUUUUUAGAAACUAAGGACUUAAUAAGUCAUUUGAAAAAAGAAAAUGAUGAGUUACGUGAACAAGUUGCCGACAAGAUUUCUCUAAAUAGUAUUCCAUCAGAUUUGAGUUUAAAUAUUGCAUAUUUUGUUGAAAAAGAUAUACAAAAGGCUCAAACAAAUUUAUCAAAAGAAGAUCAGCUUUUGAAAAAAUCAACUAUUUUAUCACAAGAACUAAGUAAGGAAUUUGAAGAUUUUUAUGCCAUAAAUAUAGAUUUAUUUAAUCAAUCGCUCCAGAAUGUUAAUAAAAAAGCAAUUUCUAAACAAAAAUCUGGUUCAUCUGAUCCCCUAGAAUUGCAGAAACAUGUUGAUGAAUGUUGUGACAAAGAUCUAGAAUUAAAGUAUCAUAAAGAAAUAAUUACAUCAUUAGAACAACAGAUUAAAAAAAUGACUGAAAAUGUUUUCCCAGUAUUUGAUCUAGUAGUUGAUACAUCUAUACCAAAUUCCAAAGAUAAAUAUAUAUUGCAGGAAAAUAUUGAAUUUUACAAUAAAAAAUUAGCACAGCUUGGCAAAUGUUUUGCUUCACAAUGUUCUAGGUAUCUUCAAAUACAAAAUAUAUUAAAAGAAAGUGAUAGUAUUAUUAAUAUUUUUGAAAAUUCUGAGAUUUCAGUUAAUAAUGAUAAAGCGAAAAAUUAUAAAGAUAAAUUAUGUCUUUAUCGUAAAAGAUUAAUUGAUGAACAAUUAGAAAUCAUUAAUGACAGGCAAAUAACUAUACAAGUACAAAAACAAUUUCAAAAAAUAUUAUCAGAUUAUAAUUCUAUUAUUUAUAAAUUAGAAAUUUUAAAAGAUGAAAAUUCAAAACUAUUAAUAAUGCAAAACAAAUUAACAGAAGAAAAUUCUCAAAAAUUAGUAGAAAUUGAAAAAUAUAUUAAUCAAGAAAAAAAAAAAUUAGAUAAUGAAAAAACUAAUUUAUUAGAAGAACGAUUAAUUCUUCAAAUUGACAAGAAAUUGAUUAUUGAAGGAAAAGAAAAAAAUUCAGCAGAAUAUAAUAUUAUAUUAUUAGAAAAAGAAAAACUUAUUGAAGAAAGAGAAAAUUUAUUACAAGAAAAAACUUCACUUGCUUCUCAAAGUAGAAUAUCUGAUGUUGAAAUAACAUUACAAAACGAAAAGAAAAUUUUAGAAAAAAAAUGUAAAGACUUGUCUAACAAAGUUAAUUAUUUGAAUGAAGAGUUGAAUAAAAGUAAUGAAAUUGUGCAUCGGUUAAAGGGAAGCGAAGAGACAGUUGUGGCUUAUAGUAUACAAAUGGAAAUGUAUGAAAAAGAAUUUAAAGAAAUGUGCAUUACACAUAAAAAUUUACAAGAUCAGUUUCAAGUACUUUCAAUGACAAAUCUACAAUUACAAUCAAAUAAUGUUUAAAAAAUUCAUUAAAAAGUUCUAUGAUUGAUGGAGUCGAAGAGAUUAUUACCAUCGGUGGAUCGAAUGUUGCCAUAGAAUUGAUAAUGUUGAUCGUCUUUGCUGGAGUUUCUAUUUUGACUACAGCAGCAUUAAUACUGGAUGAUUUCUACGAUACAGAGAAUUAUAAUAAUGAUUCAACAAAACCAAAAAGUGCUGAUGAAAAUUCCACAAAAAUAACUAAA